Culicoides brevitarsis is the source of this 4411-nucleotide messenger RNA. Its product is annotated as transmembrane protein 94. NCBI's taxonomy places the organism in Eukaryota, Metazoa, Arthropoda, Insecta, Diptera, Ceratopogonidae. Gene Ontology annotation, molecular function: nucleotide binding. The record is from RefSeq and is a predicted model, not a curated record. The transcript has 12 exons. The coding region runs from base 300 to 4241 and encodes 1313 amino acids.
AAAAAUAUAAACAAAUCAUUUUCCACGGGUUUUUCCCAUUAUUUUAUCGCAAAUUAUAUCGGAAAAUUAUCAAAACCGAGUCAAAAUUCGAUUUUUGGAUGAGUUCUCGUGCCGUACAAGAAUUCUCGGAUAAAAUUUUCGUGUUUGUGUUGCGACAAAUUUUCGACGUAAUAUAAGUGAAAAGUGGUAAAUUACGCAUCAAAAGUCCGUCAUUCGUGUUAGAAUGUAAAUAAAAGAGCGACUUGAGGCACGAUUGUCUCUAAAUUCACACAAAGAAGACGAAUGAGAGACGAACCAAGAUGGUUGUGAUAAAUCCGGAAAAGUACGAGCCCCAUUUGGGUGACAUGAGCAUGCAAGAAGGCCUGCAAAAAUUACAUGACGAGAUACUGGAAGUGCUGCAGGAGUAUGAGACGCGAGCGGAAAAUGAACGGUUCCUCGAUAAAUUGCGUGAUUUUUACAAGUACAGCGGUUUGCUACAUUGGACUGCCGUUAUUGGAUCCUUUUUGUGUGUCAUUUUACUUUUCCUGGCGACGGAUUACGUAGCUUGCGUGGCGUUACUUUGCGUGCUCGUACCGACAAUUUACUUCCAAUUCCGCGAAAAUUUUCUCAAAAAGACGGAAUUAUAUCGAAAAAUACGAACGGUAUUGGAAGAACUGCGAAUUGCCGUCGAACUGUCGAGCAGUUGGACAAAGGAGAAUUUUCCGCAUAUUUAUAGUCCGUUGUCGCCUUGCGUGUCGCUCCAAUGGUGUUAUCGGGAUGGUCGAGUACUGAAUUUGCCGUGGGCGCUUCUUGUGCAGGGAGAUUACAUUGUGCUUCGGCCGGGACAAACAGCGCCCGAAGACUGCAACGAGCUUAAUGGACGACAUAAAUUUCUCGCGGGAGAAACAUAUCGACUUCAAACGCAAAAUGAGCCGCCCAGUAAGCCAACAGCUCGUGUUCCGUUGGGGGAUUUGAUAUUAGUGCUCUCAAAGACGCCGUUUAUCGAAAACUUAAAAACUGCCUUGGACUCCAAUACUCGCCCACCGACCAUUUUCGAUCAGCAACGGGAUCUUUUGAUCACGCGCUCCAUCCAACAAUGGGGCUUCAUCUCAAUCUUAGUGCUCACAUAUUUAACGGGUUUUCUCCGCUACUUUGGCGUCUAUUUACAAGGCAAGACGAUGUUCAAUUGGAGAGAAGUUUUAAUAUUAAAUCCCGUUUCCGUUGCCUUGCCCCUUCUUCCCUUAAUUAUGCCCAUUGUGUGGGUUGCUGUCUCACUUUGGGGCUGUGCUCGUCUUCAAACACUUCUUUCGAUCGCGCCUUUGCUACAAUCUGACGACCAAAAGUCAUUUCAAGAGGAUCUCGAGUCACCUUCUGACCUCGAAUGCGAUCACAUUGUCUUGCCGCGACGCGAUGUCUUCUAUCACUGGUUGAAAUUAUUGCAAGGAGACAGCGCAAUCUUAGGUCGAAGUACAAAUGUUGUGCAUGUGCUGGGAACUGUAACGGCACUUUGUUGCGUCGAUAAAAAAGGAAUUUUAAGUUGGCCCAAUCCAACAGCGGAGAAAGUUUUUUUCCUACGAGACCCAGCGGACGAUCAACGCUCAGAUGGAAGCAGUAGUUCAAGUCUCAGCUCCGAAGAAGACAUCGACAAAGGCAAUCCACAAACAGAUGGACCAAUUACGGAAGUUCUUGACCUCACGCAUGACCAACAUUCGCCAUUCAAGUUGGAAUUUGACGAUCACGAAUGGAAAAAUCAUAUCAAUUCUCUCAAGCCGUUAGGUCUCGCUAUCCUCGUAAACACCUGUUGCCCGUUGACACAAAAGCACUACGCGAGUUUUUGUGGACACAUUUCUGCUCAAUUUGAUAAAAAUCUGGUUCCCGUUACAAAUAGGUACUCAUUUGUCGAAUCGAGAAUAAUUAGCUUUUCGUUUGGACGAUGUCUGUGUGAGCUUGCCCGUCAAAUUGGGUUUUCUACUCAAGCAAGGAGUAUUUUUCAACUUUCCGGACAAAUUUCCAGUUAUCGCCAUUUGCAACCGGAAAUCAUCCGACGUGACAUGCGUUUGGCCAAAUCCCUGCACAUCACAAAAGUAAAAGUUCCGUUUCCGCAUUCGAUGUCUGUGGUUGUCAAAGAAACGCCUUCUGGCUCCUUGCAACUUCUUACUCAGGGAACAGCUGAUCUCGUUUUGGACUAUUGCGACGAUUAUUGGAACGGAAAAGAUUUGAAGCCGCUCUCACGCGAAGACAGAAAACGUGCGAUUGAUUUUUAUCAGAGAAAUGCUUUGACAGCAUAUUGCACGGCAUUCGCUUAUCGUCCACUGCGACACGGAAUUUACGGAUGUCUUUCGGGCGAAAAUGAACAAAAUGUCGCAUAUUUGGAACUUCCGCCGGAAUCGCGUUACAAGAUGCCUCACGUCAUUAAGAGUCAGUGCGACUUGGAUGAACACAUGCCAAAUUUGGUACAUUCGUUAAGCACGGAUUCGCUUCUUUUUUCGGAAGCCAAAGAGGAUGACAUCGAAGAUGAGGACAGUUGUUUCGAAAUGCAAUGCCAUCAGGUGUUUAUUGGCAUGGUAACGAUGCAAUAUCAAGCGCAACUCGACAUUGUUCAACUUAUUGAGCGACUUGAUAGGGCUUGUAUCCGUUUCGUGCAUUUCAGCAAAGAGAACGAAUUGCGUUCGCGAGUCUUUUCGGAGAAAAUGGGACUCGAAUCUGGCUGGAAUUGUCACAUUUCUUUGCUAUCCGAUGAUAAAAGUAGCGUUUCCUCCCCGAAAAAUUCGUUAAAUUUCGAUUUUUUGCAAGAACCAACGGAAAAUCAUCGACUUUUGGGCUCAAAUCCGUUGGAAACCAGCAAAAAUCUGAGUUCGUCGGCGCCUUGUGCCAUCAGUUCGGGUCAACAACAACAACAAUCAAUGUCAACGCACCCUUCGAGAGAUAGUCUCGCGAUGGAUCAUGGUCCCAGUCAUCGAGCUUCGAAAGAUUCCGCAAUGGAAGAACAUCGUUCGCUCAGUUGUUUGAGUGAAAUUACCGAACAAAGUGCUCCCAUCAACUUUGACAUGUCAAAUCGCGCCAAAUUACCGCGCGGCAUCGAAAAUAUUCGUCCUCAUCUGGAAAAUGUCGAUAAUGUGCCGUUACUUGUGUCACUUUUCACGGAUUGCUCGGCGGAGGCAAGUCGCGAAAUGAUCAACAUCAUGCAACAAUACGGCGAAAUUGUCGUCUGUUUGGGCUCAAGUGCAAGUAACGCCAAUUGUGAGAUUUUUAUCAAGUCCGAUUGCAGUAUUGCCAUCGAACCGUUGUACCCGCAGGUGUGUCAGGACUAUCCGGCGUACACAGAAUCCAAUAUUUACAACAACAAAAAGCGAUUGGUGCAGAAGAAACGGUCGAAAUUCUUCAGUGAGGUGAUGGAAAAGCCCGUUACGGUCUCGCCGAUUUACUUGAGUCGCGUUCUCAACUCGAUUCCGUGCAGCAUUUCCAUGUUGAGAGACGAUCCGUUGUCGAUUGUGACUUUGGUGGAGCUUUCACGUCGUUUUUCGAUUGGUUUCUGGAAUUGUAUUCAGUUCUGGGCUAGUUGUGCGUGCUCGUUUACUCUUUUGAAUACAAUCAUUACUUGCCUUACACUUCCACCGAUUCUCACGCCGAUCAUUAUUUUGUAUUUAAUGUGUUUUGCGGUGCCAAUGAUGGCUGUUUCGCUCGUGAGAGUCGAACCAGAUCCCGUGAUUCUCAAUAGAGCAACCGGCAAAAAGCAAACAUCGCUCAAUUCUAAUUUAUUUAUGUUCGUGUUGUGGUGUUAUGGAUGCAAAUUCUUGCCUUUAAUAGUAACUAUGAUUCUAGCGUAUUGUUCCUUCCUAUCCCAUCCAGUGAUCGUCAUCAACAAUGAAGAUGAAAAUUUCGAAAAAGAUCUCCAUCUGGCACGGCAUUUUGUCUUAUUCGGCAUAAUCUUGCAUCUGAUAAUCAUUUCGUCCACAUUUGUUCAUCGUGAUUACUCAAUUUGGGAGAAAAAUCCCUUCAGAAAUCUUUGUUGGUUGAGUAGUUCAGCUCUUUUAUUUGCCAUUCACGUCGUCGUUAUAUCCUACCAAUUUAUCUUCAAUGACUACAUUUUGAGUGAAUUUGAACGCAUUUGGCCCAUUUGCCUAUUUCUCAUCAUUUCCAUUAUAAUUACGUAUGCAAUUGCGGAGUUCAUUAAAUGGGAGGAGAUAAAAGUAAAUGUUCGAUACCAAAGACGAGCCCGAUUGGAUUUUGGCACGAAAUUAGGCAUGAACUCACCUUUUUAGACGAUAAUUUAUCAAAAAAAGACUACAUUUAUCAUCAGUCAAUUAGUUUACGGCAACAUAGAAGUAUACAAAAAAAAUAUUAUAUUAUAUUAUUAUCAUGUGAGAAGCAAUAUCGUUAAAUAUUUGAAAAAAAAUGUAAGAAUCACUUUUUACAUGAGAUUUCCUAUGAA